Spathaspora passalidarum NRRL Y-27907 is the source of this 757-nucleotide messenger RNA. RefSeq lists its product as uncharacterized. The coding region runs from base 296 to 733 and encodes 145 amino acids. NCBI's taxonomy places the organism in Eukaryota, Fungi, Ascomycota, Pichiomycetes, Serinales, Debaryomycetaceae. Gene Ontology annotation, cellular component: nucleolus; preribosome, small subunit precursor; 90S preribosome. The transcript has a single exon. Gene Ontology annotation, biological process: maturation of SSU-rRNA from tricistronic rRNA transcript (SSU-rRNA, 5.8S rRNA, LSU-rRNA). The record is from RefSeq and is a predicted model, not a curated record.
UUACAGUUUGUAGUAGUCGGGUUGGAGCAAAGGAAAAAAACUCAUCUCAAAUGUCUCUCACAGUGUAAAGAUAUCUACCAAUCCAAUAUACCGGGAGAACUAUCUAAAAUGGUAUGUACAUGCGCAUAGCAUAGAUAUCCGAAGAUGAAACUAACAUGUUUUAUAGGCUGGGAUCAAGAAAAAGUCUACGUUGAGAGAUAAGUCCUCAAAGAAAUCCAAUCUUGCGUCUAAAAUCUCCCAAUUCAAACAAGAGAAUAAUGACGAGGGGUCAUCAGAUUCGUACCACGAAAACCCAAUGUUAAAGUUGGCCAAAACUUCCAAAAAGGAAAAACAACAAACAAAGUCCAACAACUUCACUGCUAAACUAAUGAACAAAGUUACAUUCAACACUUCUAAUAACCUCAGCAAGUCUGCCUUGCGAAGAAAAAAGAGACGAGAAAAAGAACAAUUGAAACCAAAAAUGGAUGAAUUGUUUCUGAGUUUACCGGAAACGUCAACAAACACCGACAUAACCAACAAUACCACCACGAAAAUCGUCACAGCCUCUUCUGGUGAGGGGUUUAUUAAGUCUUCCAAGUCAAACCUUAAUAAGCCCAACCCCAGUAAAUCAAGUGGGUUUAAACAGAUACUAAAAGAUGAGCAUAAGAACUUCAACAAUGUGUUGAAAAACCCUCAAUUUAGAACAUCUCCGUUUGAUGCGUUAAGAAAUGCAAUUCAGCAAAACAUGAAAUAGAACUAAAUAGGAGUCAAUGACGAC